Messenger RNA from Formica exsecta, 696 nucleotides. RefSeq names its product DNA-directed RNA polymerase II subunit 1-like. NCBI's taxonomy places the organism in Eukaryota, Metazoa, Arthropoda, Insecta, Hymenoptera, Formicidae. The transcript has 3 exons. The record is from RefSeq and is a predicted model, not a curated record. Bases 1 to 696 code for a protein of 231 amino acids.
AUGGCGAUGGGACAGCAGAAGGUGGGGAAGAGACGAGGUUUAGCGGAGAAAGAAAACGUAAAUCGGUAUCCAACGUCGAGGGAGGAAGGAAAAGUAGUGUCCUUCAAGUCGAAGGUAGAAAUCAGCAGGCUGGGAGGUCGGUUGAGCGAGGUGGUGGGUCCCGUCGUGGAGGAGGCCAUCGAGCCAGGGGAUGCGACCCCGCUGACGGGACCCUCGAGGGAGUCCUCGGUUCCUCGAGCACCCCCGCCACCGCCGCAGCGUGUCAUCACACCGAGUCCGCCGAGACCGCCGCCCGCUACGUCCCAGCAUCACCAGAAUCCGUGUCAUCCGGCCCACAAUCCGGGGCAUCAAAAUCCCGGACAUCGCAACCCGGGCCACUCGCCCCACAAUCCGGGCAAUCCCGGCCACAAUCCCGGCCACAAUCCCGGUAACAACCCCGGUCACCAGACCCACAAUCCGGGCAAUCCCGGCCAUAAUCCGGGCAAUCCCGGCCACAAUCCGGGCAAUCCCGGCCACAAUCCGGGCAAUCCCGGCCACAAUCCGAACAAUCCCGGCCACAACCCGGGCAAUCCCGGCCACAAUCCAAACAAUCCCGGCCACAACUCGGGCAAUCCCGGCCACAAUCCGGGCAACCCGGGUCACAACCCCGGUAAUCCAGGCCACAAUCCUGGUCAACAGAAUCCUGUCAGAACGUGA